AGAUAUGUCAAAGUCAAAAAUAACAUGGAUAACCAACAAAUUUCGUAUACGUGUACUUUAAAAAUUCCAACCGAUAAAAUGUAUGAUGCUCGACAAAAAUCAGUUAACAAGCAACUCUAACGUAUGAAAUGCAUAUAACGACAAUAGUUUCAUCAAUAAUACUUUGCGUUAUUUGUAUUUUGUUGACGAUACUACAAUAUUAUCUCCUCAACUCAAAAAAAAGUCAUCAAACAGGAAAAUUACACGAACCUCUUUUCACGGAUUUAAUCCUGAGUGACGUAAAAUCCUUUGCGGAUGAAGUCAUCUUUGAACAACCAGCUUUUUUACAUCAGCGACGUCGUCCACAGACGAGAGACUCCGAGGUGGAACACUGUUUAAAGGCGGCCCAAGCUUACCGAAAAUCGGGUAAAUUAGAUAAAGCGUUGAAAUUAUUUGAACAUGCAGCUGCCAUGGCCCCUGACAACCCAGAAGUUUUAAUCCAUUAUGGACAGUAUUUAGAAGAAACUCACGAAGACGUUGUCACCGCUGACGAACUAUAUUUACGAGCUUUAACUUAUGCUCCUAAUCAUCAAGGAGCUUUAAGCAAUCACAGAAGGACUUCGCAUUUAGUUGAUAAAAUUGAUUUAGAAAUGUUUAAGAUUAUUGAUGAAAAAAGAGAGUUAUUGAAAGAAAGAUUAAAAUCGGGAUUUGAUUUUGAAAUGAAAAAGAAAUUGUUUUAUUUACAUAUUUAUCAUACGGUAGGAAUAGAAGGUAACACAAUGACUGUACCAGAACUUCAAUAUCUUUUAGAAACAGGAAUGGUGAUUGCAGGAAAGACAAUACAUGAACAUAACGAAAUUUUAGGUUUAGAAAUGGCUCUCCGUUAUAUAAAAAUUCUAACAACAACCGAUACAAUAACGAUUCGCGAAUUGUUAGAAAUACAUAAACGCGUUAUGGGUCAUACUGAUCCAUUAGAGGCAGGUUACUUCCGUAAUCAACAAGUCUUCGUAGGUGGACACAUGCCACCACCCCCCGAAAAAUUGAACGAACUAAUGCAUUCGUAUGUUGAUUGGCUAAAUUCCGAGGAAGCGCACAAUAUGCAUCCUGUACGUUAUGCGGCGUUAGCUCAUUACAAAUUAGUUGAUAUUCAUCCGUUUACGGACGGUAACGGACGCACAAGUCGAUUAAUUAUGAAUUUAAUAUUAUUGAGGUCGGGAUAUCCGCCUGUUAUAGUUAGCAAAAAAGAUCGAAAAAAGUAUUACGAUUAUUUAAAAAUAGCUAAUCGAGGUGAUUUAAGACCGUUUGUGAGAUUUAUCGCUUACUGUACGGACGAAACCUUAAAUACUUAUCUUGGUAGGAAUAAAUUGAUCACCCAUGAAAUUUACAGUAGUCCCGUUAUUGAAGUAGAAGAUUGAUAAAAAUGUGAUUAACUAAUUAAUUAUCAAAGAUCUGUGUUAAAACCAAUGUGUUUCUAUUAUUUAUUUAUAAAAAAAUAAAUCAAUUAAAUUAUUUAAUUUAAUACAGUCA
This is a messenger RNA of Onthophagus taurus, 1506 nucleotides long. It is a transcript of the gene Fic, whose product is annotated as FIC domain protein adenylyltransferase. Gene Ontology annotation, molecular function: protein binding. The record is from RefSeq and is a predicted model, not a curated record. Lineage: Eukaryota; Metazoa; Arthropoda; Insecta; Coleoptera; Scarabaeidae.